Molecule: messenger RNA, 3620 nt
Organism: Vollenhovia emeryi
Lineage: Eukaryota; Metazoa; Arthropoda; Insecta; Hymenoptera; Formicidae
Exons: 3
Molecular function (GO): zinc ion binding; nucleic acid binding
Source: RefSeq, a predicted model, not a curated record
AUGGAUAAAACGAAGAAAGUGCGAACGGCUCACCGUAGCGCCUUCACCAGAGCGCUGAACGCACUGAAUGCGUUAAGAGGUGAAGGAUCGGAAGCCACGCAUCAAGAAAUUAUAGUGGCCUUUCAAUUACUCGAAGCAAAGAUGCGAGAUUUGGAAGCAAGCUCACAGGCCUUUAUGCAUCUGAUGUUUGAUUCGGAUAGCGCGACGGAUGCAGAUAUUCAAAAGGAAUAUGACGACGCAGACCAGUAUAAAAAACAGUUCCUCGCAACAAGGUUACAGAUAGCUGAUUACACCGAUCCGAAGGAAAAUCAGGAACCAUCGGGGAGUACCAACGGCGUACCUGGAGAUAACAAGAAGUCGUUCAAGUUACCGAAAAUCGAGCUGGCUCAAUUCGGUGGAGACGUACAGGGAUGGCUACAGUUCUGGAAUCUAGUGAAAAGUUAUCCGCCUACGGCCGAGAAUUAUAGCAAGGUAAUCAGCAGCCUGAAGAAUCGUUUUGGACGUGAUGAUCUACAGAUCGAAGUAUAUGUGCGCGAGCUUUUGCAACUCGUUUUACAAAAUGCGUUGAAAUCCAAGGCUUUUUCCCUCACGAGUUUGUACGAUAAAAUUGAGUUACAUCUAAGAGCGCUCGAAUCUCUGGGCAUUACAACGGAUAAGUGUGCGGCGAUGCUGUUUCCGCUAGUAGAGUCAUCGCUGCCGGAAGACGUUUUACGCGCGUGGCAGAGAAGUUCUGUAAACAAUGCCGCGUUGCAGAGUGGAGAUAGUGCGACGUCUCAGUGCAAGGAUCGACUGACGCAACUUAUCAAGUUCUUGGAAGGAGAAGUGCAAAACGAACUACGGAUUUCGAUGGCGGUCAAAGGCUUUGAUUUAACAACGGGUAAUGCGGAUAGUGGGAAAAAGCGAAGAUCGAAGACACACACGAAGGAGGAGGAUGUCCCGACCGCAAUGGGAUUGCUGACGACGAAGGAAAAGGAUAGUGCGUGUAUAUUUUGCAAUUCCAAUCACGAAAGUGCGCGUUGUGAAAAUGCCAGGAAAAUGAGCCUCUCUGAAAGACGAGAUCACGCGAAGAAACAGAACGUUUGUUUUAAUUGUUUAAAGGCAGGACAUAAUUUUAAACAGUGCCGAAGUAAAGUGAGCUGUAGCUGGUGUUCGAUGCGGCAUGUGCUUUUGAUGUGUCCUAAAAUAGAGAAAAAGGACAAGGACAGUAAGGUUGAUUCUAAAUCGCAAGAUUCUGAGAAAGCGAAUACAAUUGUCGAUACCGGAUCUCAGAAAUCUUACGUCACCAAGGAAGCGGCCGAGCACCUGGACUACGAGCCAAUUGCCGAGCAGACGAUGACACACUCCCUCUUCGGUGGACAAAAAACGGACGCGGUGCAACACAAAAAAUAUCGGAUUCGCUUGAGCAGUCUGGACAAUAAAUAUUGCUGUAAUUUCAUCGCGUUGGACCAGGCUGUUAUUUGUGAAAGAGUACCGCUAAUAAAAAUCGGAGAGUGGGAUCGCGAGCUGGAAAAACUCGACAUUGAUGUGAGUGAUCGGCAUAGUAAGAGAGAGUCGAUUUCAGUGCUCAUCGGUGCCGACGUGGCCGGCAAAUUGUAUACGGGCCGUGUUUACGUACUGAAAGGCGGCUUAGUUGCCAUCGAAACGUGUCUUGGUUGGACAGUUAUGGGGAAGGUUCCCGAAUCCAAAACAAGUGAGAGUGCCGCGACGACUGCUAUAUCGCUGUUUAUAAACAAGGUAGAGAUCGCGGACAUGUGGUCGUUGGACGUUCUGGGAAUACGCGAUCCGAUCGAGACGAAAACACAAAAGGAAAAAGAUGACGAGAUGCAAGAAGCUUUUCUGAAAACCGUGCGAGUUAACGAAGAGGGGCGGUACGAGAUACAGUUGCCGUGGUUGCCGAGUCACCCUGCUUUGCCACGUAAUAAGGAGACGGCUAUGCGUCGGUUGCAGUCUACGGAACGAAAAUUGAAGGCCGACAAUCUGUAUGCUGAGUACGAUGCUGUUUUCAACGAAUGGCUGGCGGAGGGAAUCAUCGAGCGUGUCCCGGUGCAAGAAGAAGAUGAUGGGGGCUAUUAUCUACCUCACCGACACGUGGUCAAGGAGGGCAGCACGACGAGAAUUCGACCGGUGUUCGACGCAUCAGCCAAGGAACGGACGUCGCCAUCGCUCAACGAGUGCCUUCAUAAGGGUCCAAAUUUGAUAGAAUUGAUCGCGUCCAUUCUUCUGCGCUUUAGGGAAAAUAAAAUCGGAGUAAUAGCUGAUAUUAAAAGGGCUUUUUUGCAAAUCAGUAUCGAUAAAAGAGAUCGAGAUUUCUUGCGUUUCUUAUGGUACGAUGCAGGAGGAAAUAUAAUUGUUUUUAGACAUUGCAGAGUCGUUUUCGGAGUUACCUCGAGUCCCUUUAUUCUGAGCGCGAUUCGGAACUUUCAUUUGAAUAAUUAUGCGAAGUCUGAUAACGAUGUUUCGAUAAAUAGUAAAAGAUUGUUAGAAAGUUUUUACGUUGACAAUGCAGUAACUAGUGUGAAUACGCGAGAAGAUUUGAAUAACUUCAUCCUAGACGCAAAAAGACUGAUGAACAUGGCUGGUUUUGACCUUCGAGGGUGGGAGUAUAGCGAUGAUAAUUCCCAAGACAACCAGACAGUAGUAUUAGGCGUUACCUGGGAUAAAAGGGCUGACACGUUAGCAAUAAAAAUACCAGAUUUUCCAGAGUUACACGAUUCGAAAAUGACGAAAAGAAAGAUUCUUUCGUCGGCGCACCGUAUUUUUGACCCAUUAGGUUUUGUAUGUCCUGUUAUGCUGUGCCCACGAAUUCUGUUACAGGAAACCUGGAGUGAAAAUUUAAAGUGGGAUGAUGAAGUUCCAGACAAGUUAAAGAAUAGAUUUUCGAAGUGGUUGGAAGAUUUGAAGGAGCUUAACAAGAUUAGAAUUACACGAUGUAUUUUAGGACAAAUAUCUGAGUCGGAUAACGUAAGUUUGCACAUAUUCUGUGAUGCUAGUAAAGACGCGUAUGCCACAGUUAUUUACAUUCGCGUUGAAAAUUUUGAGGGUGUAAAGGUUCACUUUGUACAAGCGAAAACGCGAGUUGCGCCUGCUAGAAAAGGUAAUACGGAUGCGCGAACCAGUAUACCGCGUUUGGAGUUGUUAGCAGCGACAAUAGGCGCGAGAUUAGCGAGAAAUGUAUUAGAUGCGCUUCAUUUUAAAACGCUUAAACUCUUUUAUUGGACCGACUCCUCGACUGUGUUAGCAUGGAUCCAAAGAGAAUGUAAUUGGGCAACGUUUGUGUAUAACCGAAUAAAAGAGAUACGUAUGCUAUCGGAUCCCGCGUGUUGGUAUCAUGUACAGGGUCGUUUGAAUCCCGCAGACUUACCAUCAAGAGGAUGUACGGCGAAACAAAUUAUGUCUGCGAGAUGGUGGGAGGGACCCGUGUGGCUAUAUGAGACGGCAGAUAAAUGGCCAAUGUGUAGAGAAUUGUCGUGCGAUGAAGACGAAAUCAGUAAAGAGUUAAAAAGAACCGCGAUAAACAAAAAAUCUGUUUGUACUCUCGUAGCGUUAGAAGGAAAGGGUGCGGAAGAGAACGAAUUUCUCAGUAGAUUUUCUAACUUUGCAAAAAUGAUAAGAGUGUUUGC